Messenger RNA from Diachasma alloeum, 2756 nucleotides. Its product is annotated as breast cancer anti-estrogen resistance protein 3. Gene Ontology annotation, biological process: positive regulation of peptidyl-serine phosphorylation; small GTPase-mediated signal transduction. Gene Ontology annotation, molecular function: phosphotyrosine residue binding; guanyl-nucleotide exchange factor activity. The record is from RefSeq and is a predicted model, not a curated record. The coding region runs from base 360 to 2417 and encodes 685 amino acids. The transcript is spliced from 6 exons. Lineage: Eukaryota; Metazoa; Arthropoda; Insecta; Hymenoptera; Braconidae.
AAAAAAGAUUGAACUCAUAAAAAAUUCCAAAUGAGUGAUUCCUGCGCUCUGCAACAGCAAUCGUCACUAUUUUUAGGCCUCACUGGGGGAAAUAAAAAUCUCGGGGUUCCCCUUCUCUCGGCUACGGCAAUGUGCCGAUAGGGCCGAGUCAUAGGUUCAGUAUAGGGUCUGCGCGCUCGCCGAAUGCCGCCACCGCGGCCUAUAUUUACGCGUGGCUUUCCCGAUGAUGUCAUGACGUUUGGCAGUAGCUAGUGAUUGUGACUGGUUUUAGAGACAUAAGUAUCAGCCCGGUAGAAUGGAGGGACGAGGACACUGGAGAUAAGGGCGAUGCCGAUUAUGCUGAAUGCACGCCUCGACGAAUGGAGUUGCAGACUGUGAAUCAAGACGAGAAUAGCAGGGUCAAUGCAUCAAUGGAACCAUCCGAAGAAGCAACUCGUAAACUCCUUGAGCGUGAACUCCGAUUGUUGGAUCCGCGGGACCUGCGAUCGCAUGCAUGGUAUCACGGGAGUACAUUGAGACACGGGAGAAAGGGAGCAGAAGCUGAGGUACCAAACGAUGGUGACUUUUUGGUGCGAGACUGCGCCUCGCAACCGGGGAAUUACGUUCUGACGGUGCGAUGGAAGGGCCAACCUCUGCACUUUGUCAUCAAUAAGGUCGUACUCCAACCAGAGACAGUCUACGAGAGGGCUCAAUACCAAUUCGAGGACGAGGCAUUCGACACAGUCGCCGACCUCAUAACGUUCUACGUCGGCAGUGGCCGGCCAAUCAGCCAAGCGAGCGGGGCUCGUAUAAUCAGUCCCAAGCCCAGAUCAAUCCCGAUUACCUGCCUAGCAUCCACCACCAACCUAAGUUGCUCAAGUCCCUCGGCAACCUGCUCGCCGCCCCGUCUCCCGCGGAAACAACAGCGGAGUCAGUCCCUAAUACCUCAACAGCAGUUCAACCCGGAGAAUGAUCAACAUCAAUUCCGAUCGCCACCGAAUCAUCUGGUGCAAUCAAGCACCCUCCCCCGAGCUCCGCCAGUGCAGAAUCAGCUGUCGUCCGGGUCCUUCUCCCUGGGACGCCAAAAGAUCACUCGGGUAAUAUCAGAUCCAGCGCUUCAGCACCAAAUGCAGAAUAGCCUUAAUCACCAGUCAUCGCCGGCACCACCGAAACCCCCCCGCGUACCGUACAUAGCUAAUCAACAAGCGCACUCUCAUCUGCAUCAUCACCCGCAUCAUCAUCAUCCUCAUUACCAUCAUCAUCAUCAUCAGGCAUAUCCAGCAUCUGGCAGUGACAGCGGCAACGGCUCCGGCGACAGCGAAUUCGAGGGAAACAAUUCCGGCGGAACAAAUCCCCCGAUUCCAAUAAAAGGUGUCAUAAUCCGAAGUCACUACGGCUUAUCGAACGACGGACACAAUGGCAACAGCAGCGACUACGAGUUAUCGGCAGAAGAGCAGCUGGUGGUAGCAGCACCGUCUUUCGAAAUACUGAGCCUGCUAGAUAUGGAAGGUUUCUCCACUCUACUACUACCCGCGAACGAUCAUCGACCGCUGGACCCGACAGCUCUGAGAGGUGUCUCUGGGAUGCUGCACGACUCAGCCCCGCGAAUUUUAGCUUCCCACCUGACGCGUCUCGAUCUGGAGCUGAUCCUUCAGCCAGGAAUGGGAAACAGAUUCGGCCUGAGUGGACUGGAGUUGGCAACGCUGCCACAUGGUCGGCAAGCUCGACUGGACCUCAUCGAGAGGUCAGAGUGCAUCAAGCUGCUGGUGGCUGUGACCAUCCUCGCUGGGACGACGGCCCUUGAGCGAGCAUCCACGAUAAGCAAAUGGAUAAAAGUCGCUAUCGACACUAAGACAGCUCUCGGAAAUCUUUACGGCUUCUGCGGGGUCAUGCUGGGCCUCUGUCUACCUCAAAUUCAGAGGCUGGCUAAUACCUGGCAUCUUCUGAGGCAGAAGCACACGGACGAGGCGUUCAAUUUCGAGGCUAAACUCAGACCCACUCUCAGAGCUAUGAAUGAAUGCACUAAUCCACAGGCGCCUAAUACAACUCUACCACAUCUACUUCCUAUUGCAUUGCUUGGCGAACGUGGUCUUGAUGACGUCUUAGGCACUGUGGCAACAUCAGGCCUCGUCGCUGCCAUUCUCUCGUCGUGGGAGAAUUCAGCCCCCGAUUGCGGCCUAUCAAUAGUCUGGGCGCAUCUCGAAGCUGCCCGAAAGUUGACUGAAAGUUUACCCCUCUUUCGCAGAAAUGCGGAAAUUGCGCUCGAGGGGUCGAGAAGUGAUGAGCUUUUACUAGACGCAUUUCGUACGGAAUUUCAUAUUAAGUUUUUGUGGGGCAGCCGCGGCGCUGCGGUCGCACCGGAAGAGAGACACCUCAAGUUCACUCAAGUUCUUGACGCCAUGUUCGAGAAGUGCACGACCAGUGAGGCUGCUGCGUAAGAGGUAUUGACAGGUUUUAUGAGGCAGGAGUAUAUACGAUUGUACGAGGGUAAUCAUUGAAAUCAAACUAUACGCGUAAUAGGGAAUUCCAGUCAUUUACAUUAUGGAUGAUAUCACUAGUGUAGGGGAAGUAACGACGUAUCGAGAGAGACAAUAUGAUGAGCGGAUCCAAAGAAUCCCAGUGAUCGUGGGGGUGAAAUUUCGGCUGUACUAAUUAUUAUGUACUUAAAUCAUUGUAUAUUCUAUUAAUCACAUGUAUACACGUUGUUCAUAUUUGUUUAACGUAAGUAGGGAAUAUUAUAAUGAAGUGGAGAGAUAAUAUACACAUGUGAAAGCAAA